Chelmon rostratus (copperband butterflyfish) is the source of this 2507-nucleotide messenger RNA. Its product is annotated as BMP/retinoic acid-inducible neural-specific protein 3-like. Bases 129 to 2507 code for a protein of 792 amino acids. The record is from RefSeq and is a predicted model, not a curated record. Lineage: Eukaryota; Metazoa; Chordata; Actinopteri; Chaetodontiformes; Chaetodontidae. Gene Ontology annotation, biological process: negative regulation of mitotic cell cycle; positive regulation of neuron differentiation. The transcript is spliced from 8 exons.
CUCGACGCGAGUUCGUGAAUUCGGCCGGAUCGCUGAAGUGGAAGUGGAGAGACUUAUUCUUGGGAGCGCGUCAUUUGGUCCUCACUGUAGAGUCAGUCCGGAGAGAAUGAGGUGUCGCUGGGUGAAGCAUGAGCUAUCAGAGGAUCAGUCAUAAGCGGCUGUCUCUGCUAUGGGAGGGGGCUGCUCUCAGCCUCUGGCUCUGCUGCUGCUGCUGGACCUCCAGGGCCGCCGCCGGAGCCGGAGCCGCAGCCGGUCAAGGCGACGGCGCCCCCGUCUCCCUGGGCUGGCUGCUGUCGGAUAAAGGGCCCUUCCACCAGUCCCUGGAGUUCACGGAGGCUGCGGAGAGGUACCAGCAGGGCUUCAGCACCAGAUACAAGAUCUACAGGGAGUUUGGUCGAUGGAAGGUCAACAGCCUGGCGGUGGAGAAGCGGGACGGUCCUGGUGGCAGCGGAGGCCUGGCUCUGCCUCUCGACCCCGACUUCAUGCACACCAUCCGCCAGCUGGGGCGGCGGCCAACCCUCCAGACGAUUACAGAGAGUCUAAUAAAGAAAUAUGGCACCCACCUCCUCCUCUCUGCCACUCUGGGAGGGGAGGAGGCACUGACGAUAUUCGUGGACAAGAGGAAGCUCAGCCAGGAGUCUUCGCCCUCGGGGGGCGAGGGCGGCCGUAGCAGCGGCAGCGGCAGCUCAAACGCUACGGGGACAGUGACCCUUGAGGCCCUCCACCAGCUUGCUGCGUCCUACUUCACCGACAGGGAGAGCACCCUGCGCAGGCUGCACCACCUCCAGAUCGCAUCCACCGCCAUACGGGUGACGGAAACCAGAACUGGGCCCCUCGGAUGCAGCAACUACGACAAUCUGGACACGGUCAGCUCCGUACUGGUUCACAGUCCGGAAAACAAGGUCCAACUACAAGGGCUGCAGGUCAUCCUACCAGGCUACUUGCAGAGCCGCUUCAUUCAGGCAGCUCUGAACUACAUCGGCUGUAAAUCUGAAGGUCAGUUUGUGUGCCAGAACAGCGACUGCUGGUGCGAGUGCAGCGUGGACUUCCCCCAGUGUAACUGUCCUCACUCUGACCUGGACACUCUGGAAAACAACCUGCUGCGCAUCAGAGACGCCUGGAGGCUGACCAACCAGGAGUUUGAGGAAUCCGAGGAGUUCCAAAGCUUCGUUGGGAAACUGCCAACCCAUUACGCUGUAAACACAUCUGUCGUGGAACACUUGUGGAGGACCGAUGCCAGCUUGCCCCAGCGCUACAGGCAGCUGGAGGCCAGUAGCGACCAGCUUUUCACCAAAGCUCGCCGCACCGCUAACAAGCUCUUCAGCCUCAGCAAGAGGUGCCGGAAACAGCCCAAAAUAGUCCUGCAGAGGCCGAGGCCUCUGAACUUCUGGUCGAGCUACGCCCUCUCCAUCUUAUACUGCAGUGAGAACAACCAGGUUGGUGUUUACAGUGACGAGAGCCGCAGCUGCUCCUGCCCCUUUAACCAUCCGCCUUGCCAGGGCCUCAUUCCCUGCUCCGUGGGCGACGGCCCCCGCUGUGCAUCCUGUUCCACGGAGAACCGGACACGAUGCUCCAGCUGCAACCCCGGCUUCACCCUGACCCAGGGAGCCUGCCGGCCCGCCGUGCCCGACCCCACGGACCCCUACCUGGGCUUGGAGAGUGACCGGGACCUGCAGGAUCUGGAGCUGCGCUACCUGCUCCAGCGGCGAGACCCACGCAUCGCUCUGCAUGCUGUGUUUGUGAGCAAUGACGUGCGCGUUAACACUUGGUUUGACCCGUCCUGGAGGAAAAGAAUGCUGCUCACCCUCAAGAGCAACCGGGUGAAGUCCAACCGUGUUCAUAUGCUCCUUGGACUCGCCCUGCAGUUUUGCCUCACCAGAAACAGCACUCUGGAGCCGGCGUUGUCGCUGUUUGUGAAUCCGUUCGGGGGCAGCCACUCAGAGAGCUGGACCAUGCCUAUAGGUCAGCACGGAUACCCUGACUGGGAGCGGACCAAGCUGGAUAUCCCCUUGGACUGCUUUAAUUGGACACUGACUCUUGGAAACAGAUGGAAGAGCUUUUUUGAGACGGUUCAUUUCUACCUGAGGAGUCGUAUCAGGGACUCUGGAGUGGCAGGAGGGAACAAGAACAUGACGAUGUACUAUGAGCCACUGGAGGCAACGGAGCCGUCUAACAACAUCGGCUACAUGAAAGUGAACAGCAUGCAGCUGUUCGGAUACAGCGUGCACUUUGACCCAGAGGCGAUCCAGGACCUGAUUCUGCAGAUAGACUACCCGUACACUCAGGGAUCGCAAGACUCUGCCCUGCUGCAGCUGGUGGAGCUGCGCUACAGGGUUAACCGUCUCUCGCCUCCAGGGGCCCCACACGUGGAUCUGUUCGCCUGUCUGCUCCGCCACAGACUCAAACUGUCCAGUGCAGACGUGACCAGGAUACUCACUGCCCUGCAAGCUUUCAGUGCCAGACAACCAAACUACGUGGAGUACGAGGCAAAUAAACUGUGCAGUUAA